Molecule: messenger RNA, 1046 nt
Organism: Grammomys surdaster
Lineage: Eukaryota; Metazoa; Chordata; Mammalia; Rodentia; Muridae
Gene: Hsf2bp
Product: heat shock transcription factor 2 binding protein
Exons: 8
Coding region: 1-1017 (338 amino acids)
Cellular component (GO): cytosol
Source: RefSeq, a predicted model, not a curated record
AUGGCCGCAACGGUGGGCGAGGGUUCCGAUACUGAGGAGGCCUGCCGGCACAUGGAAUCUAAAGAAGAAUUUGUUAAAGUCAGAAAGAAGGACCUGGAACGGCUGACCACGGAAGUGAUGCAAAUACGGGACUUCUUACCCAGAAUACUAAAUGGGGAGUUACUGGAAGGUUUCCAGAAAUUAAAGGUUGUAGAAAAAAACCUGGAAAGAAAAGAACAAGAAUUAGAGCAGCUGAGAUUGGACCGUGAACACUUCAAAGCCCGGCUAGAAACUGCACAGGCAGACAGUGGGAGGGAGAAGAAGGAGAAGCUGGCUCUUCGACAGCAGCUAAAUGAGGCAAAGCAGCAGCUCCUCCAGCAGGCAGAGUACUGCACACAGAUGGGGGCUGUCACCUGCACCCUCCUCUGGGGGGUCUCUAGCAGCGAGGAAGUCGUCAGAGCCAUUCUAGGAGGAGACAAAGCAUUGAAGUUUUUCAACAUCACUGGUCAGACGAUGGAGAGUUUUGUGAAGUCGUUGGAUGGGGAUGUCAAGGAGGUUGAUUCUGAUGAAAAGCAAUUUGUCUUUGCACUGGCUGGAAUUGUAACAAAUGUUGCCGCCAUGGCCUGUGGCCGUGAGUUCCUAGUGAAUUCCAGCCGGGUGCUCUUGGACACCAUGCUGCAGCUGCUGGGGGACUUAAAGCCUGGCCAGUGCACCAGACUCAAAGUUCUAAUGCUGAUGUCCCUGUAUAAUGUGAGCAUCAAUUCAAAAGGCUUGAAAUACAUCAGUGAGAGUCCUGGAUUUAUCCCUUUGCUGUGGUGGCUUUUGAGUGAUCCAGAUGCAGAAGUGUGUCUUCAUACCCUACGGCUCAUCCAGUCUGUGGUUCUAGAACCAGACGUCUUCUCCAAGGUGGCCCCUGAGCUCCAGAGCUCUUUACCGCUGCAGCGCAUUCUGGCCAUGUCUAAGAGCCGCAACUCCCACCUGCAGUCUGCUGCCCGGGAGCUCCUGGAAGACCUCCGUGCCCUGGACUGUAGUAUUUAGAUGUGCUCGGCCAUCAGGAGCUUUGUGAA